CUCCGCAGGUUCCACUAGUUUGAAGGUAGUCCGGAGGCUGAGAAAAAAACAAGUUUAGAAAUAACCUCCUCACAUUUCCACAUCUUUAAACUUUUUUUUUUUCCUUCAUUUUUAUAGAGCAAGAAGGUGUGUUACCUGCGCGGCGGACUGACCGUUUAAUCUCAAACUAAUUUUCUUUUUGUUUUGAUCUGAACUGAGGGAUUUAUAACAGAUCAGAGGAGUUGAUGGAUCGAUAUGAUACACUGGAGCUGGAGGUUGAAGAUGGAGGAAACGUCGCACAAAAAGCAUCACUUUUUGGAGGGAUGUUCAAGAAACCAUCAAAAACUACAGAACCAUCUGCUAAAGCACAGGACAGUUUGUCAGCAAACGGUGAGCUCUCCACCAGCAGUGACUCGCUCACAGAGAACAGCAGCAGUAAGGAAAAGGGAGGAAUGUUGAAAGGAAUGUUUAAGAGAACGACGAAACCUGCUAAAGAUGAUGAGCCUCAGGAGGCAGCAAUUUCCUCACAACACCCUGAACUAUCUGGCAGUAGUGACAGCUUAACAGACAAUAAGUCAACUAAGGGUAAAUCAGGAAUGUUUGGCAUAUUGAAGCGAUCACCCAGACCAGGACAUGCCCGCAGGCCUUCUCAGGAUCUCCUGGACUUUAAAACUACUAAUGAAAACCUCUCUGAGUGCAAUAACAAGAAAGAGUCACCAGGAAAGGUGAAAAACUCUCUAAAAGCCAAUGGAAUGAGAGCAGCUUCAAAGGAAGAUUUGACUGCACAAAGCGAACUCUCCAAAAGUAACGACAGUCUUUCCAAGACCAAAGAAUCUGGCGGUUUUAGCUCCUUCUUUAAAAACCCAUUUGGAGCUCGAGCGCCAUCUCAGGAGGAUUUAACUGGAGUCGGUGAGCUGUCGGGCAGCAGUGAAAAUCUCUCUGAGAACAACACCAAGGAUAAAGGAUUCUUCGGUAUGUUCAAGAAAAAAGUUGCAAGGUCUCAGUCUCAGGAUGAUUUAUCAGUAGAUGAGGAGCUCUCAGCCAACAAUGAUGAUCUCACUGAAAAGUCUUCAAAGAGUGGGCCGACAGCGAAGAACCUGAAGAACCCUUCAGCCUCGUCAGCUCAGGAAAAACCAAAGAGGGAAAACGGGGGAGACCCAAGUGAAAUGAACUCUGCCUCACCAAAAGCUAAACCCAAAAGAACUGGUUUCAGUGCCGUGAUGAAGAGCACCUUCUACAGCGACAAACAGGAGAAGAACUCCACGCCUGAUGAUGAGGAAACAUCAGAAGGAGAUGGAGACAAUCCGCCUAUUCACAAACAGAGUAAGCUGGCUGGAGCGAUGACGAAGCUGAAUCCAUUUAGACAAAAACAAGAGAAGCCGACAGAAUCGGAUGACGAAGAUCAAACUGUGAGCAGCGAGAAGUCAUCAACUCACAAACAGAGCACCAUAGUUGAAGCCAUGUCCAAACUGAAUCCGUUCCACUCUGGAGCUAAAAAGGACAUUGAAAACCCAGAGACCUUUGAGGAGAAAAGGAAACGAUCAGAAAAGAAGCCAGAACUGGUCAAGAGUAAUUUGAUCCAUCAGGAGGGGAAGGAAAAAGGGGAAACGCCUCGAAUCCCCCGCAGACCCAGAGCAGAGGAGAUGAAGGCAACGUCCCUACAUGAAAUAGAAAAACAAAGAAGAGCAGAGGAGAAGAAGGAGCUUUCAAGAGAGAAGAGAGGAAAAGCUUCAGGAGCUCCCGUGGUUCCGCCCAGACCGACGGACGAGGAGAUGAACAGAGCUGUUAGGAAGAAAGUCAACCAAGAGCAGAGCCAACCAGGAGACGAAGGCAAUGACAAAGAAUCAGAUGUGACAAAAGACACAGAAAAGCUACAAAGCAAAUCAGCUAAAGGAAAAAAACACAAGCACCAUCUGUUCAUACCACAGAUUGGAUUCAAGGCUGGAUCUGAUGAGGAAGAGUCUUUAUCCAAAGAGGAAAAUGAGGAUGAGGAUGAAGACAAACCAGAGAAGGCCAAAGUCAAGAAGCCCAAGAAGCAUAAUCCUUUCAUGCCUCGAGUCAAAGCUGCAUCUGAUGAUGAAGGGUUAAAAGAUGAAGAAGAAAUUAGAGACGAAGAGGAGAAGGAGAAACCAGAGAAGCCCAAAGUCAAGAAACCCAGACAACACAAUCCCUUUAUGUCUCGGCUCAAGGCUGCAUCUGAUGAUGAGGGGCUAAAAGAUGAAGAAGAGUCGUCAUCCAAAGGGGAAACUAAAGAUGAGAACAAAGACAAACCAGAGAAGCCUAAAGCCAAGAAGCCAAAGCAGCAUAAUCCUUUCAUGCCUCGGCCCAAGGCUGCGUCUGAUGAUGAAGGGCUGAAAGACGAAGAAGACUCAUCAUCCAAAGAGGAAACGAAGGAUGAUGAGGACAAGGAAGUUACGGAGAAGCCUAAAGUCAGGAAACCCAAGAAACACAAUCCUUUCAUGCCCCGGUUAAAGGUAAGGCUAAACAAAAUGGACCUUACACAAUGGUCCCAUAUUUACAUGUCUAAAACAUUUGUUGCUUACAAAAAUCUGUAUUUUAUUAUUUUCUAUUAUUCUGUAGUAGAUGGAGACCAAUAUCAGCCCAUUUUUGUUGGAUAUUUGCGUUUAUUUUCUUGUAUCUGUACUGACCAGAGAUGGGGGAUCUGGAGCCGUCAAGUCACUGAACCAGAUCCCCCAACUCUGUGA
Molecule: messenger RNA, 2684 nt
Organism: Cyprinodon variegatus (sheepshead minnow)
Lineage: Eukaryota; Metazoa; Chordata; Actinopteri; Cyprinodontiformes; Cyprinodontidae
Product: glutamic acid-rich protein-like
Exons: 37
Coding region: 225-2684 (819 amino acids)
Source: RefSeq, a predicted model, not a curated record